Paramuricea clavata is the source of this 622-nucleotide messenger RNA. The record is from the annotation of a GenBank genome assembly. Lineage: Eukaryota; Metazoa; Cnidaria; Anthozoa; Malacalcyonacea; Plexauridae.
AUGCCUAAAGAAAAAGGGAAGAGUCGUUCAGGACCAACUAGAGGUUCAACUUAUGGCCGUCCACAGCAUGGUAUUGAGCAAAUGCCGGCUCCAGAUGUUGGUGAAAGUUUGACAUUGGUGCCAAGUACUGCUGCGGUGAACUAUGCCGAUUUAUCAGUGGAGGUGUUCUCCAUCUCCUCCUGGUACAACGAAAUCUUGCGCUUUCUGGUUCGUGUGAUACACUUCUUCGAUGCCUCGCCAAUCACGAUGGAGCAGAAGUCCCAGCUGUGUUGAAUGCCGAUCCGAGACCCAGCUCAACACCAGAAUACUCAUCUGAAUCCCUCUUUUCACUGGCGUCGGACCUUAUUCCUCUUCUCCACAACGUUUUGGCCCAGCAAAAUGGGCAACUUUAGCCAGCAUGUUAACAUCUCUGGCAAAAGUUUUGGCUUCUUUUCCAAAUUUACCAAAAAGGCUUGAAGAACAAAUUCUAAAGGGUGAGUUUGUCGAUUUUUAUUUGCUUCUCCAGGGUAAUUCAGACCAUCCUAGUCUUGCCCCUAUCUGCCUUCCAUGGAGGGUGACCAAGGUCUCACAAUCCGAAUUCCCUUCUCAAAUUUCGGAAAGCAUGCUAAAGUUGACAACAUAG